AUGGCAUUUGGUCCCCCCCGAGGAGCCCCCCGCGGCGGCGGCAUGCGAGGUGGUGCUCGCGGUGGUCGUGGUGGCUUUGGUGAUCGUGGUGGCUUUGGCGAUCGUGGUGGCUUUGGAGGUCGCGGCGGUCGCGGUGGUUUUGGCGGUGAUCGCGGAGGUCGUGGCGGUCGAGGAGGACGAGGCGGCGGGUUUCGAGGUGGCCGCGGCGCCCCUCGAGGCGGCCGCGGCGCUCCCCGAGGAGGUGGCGCGCCUGGACAGAGGGGAGGAUCCAAGGUCAUCGUCGAACCCCAUCGGCAUCCGGGUGUCUUUGUCGUCCGUGGCGGCAAGGAGGACGGCAUCGCCACGCGCAACAUGGCUCUGAACGAGUCUGUCUACGGCGAGAAGCGUAUCCAGCAUGACGAGGUUGUCAAGAACGACGACGGCACUACCACCACCACCAAGGUCGAGUACCGGAUGUGGAAUCCCUUCCGCAGCAAGCUGUGUGCUGCCAUUGCCGGUGGCGCCGACGAGAUCUACAUGCGGCCCGGCUCCCGUGUGCUCUACCUGGGCGCUGCUUCGGGCACCUCCGUCUCCCAUGUUGCCGACGUCGUCGGCCCCACUGGCUAUGUCUACGCUGUCGAGUUCUCGUCUCGAUCCGGACGAGAUCUCAUCGCCAUGGCUUCGAAGCGGCCCAACGUCGUGCCUAUUGUCGAGGACGCCCGCCAGCCUGCCCGCUACCGCAUGAUUGUGCCCAUGGUCGACGUCAUCUUUGCCGACGUUGCGCAGCCCGACCAGGCCCGCAUCGUCGCCAUGAACGCCAACUGGUUCCUCAAGACUGGCGGCGGUGUGCUCAUCUCCAUCAAGGCCAACUGCAUUGACUCUACCGCCCCUCCGGCCGAGGUCUUUGCUAACGAGGUCAACAAGAUGAGGGCAGAACACAUUAAGCCCAAGUUCCAGCUGACGCUCGAACCCUUUGAGCGUGACCACUGCUUGGUUGCCGGUGAAUAUCAACGUCACCAAUCAUGA
Messenger RNA from Hirsutella rhossiliensis, 1005 nucleotides. RefSeq names its product fibrillarin domain-containing protein. The record is from RefSeq and is a predicted model, not a curated record. Gene Ontology annotation, cellular component: small-subunit processome; box C/D methylation guide snoRNP complex; nucleolus. Gene Ontology annotation, molecular function: rRNA methyltransferase activity; histone H2AQ104 methyltransferase activity; RNA binding. Bases 1 to 1005 code for a protein of 334 amino acids. NCBI's taxonomy places the organism in Eukaryota, Fungi, Ascomycota, Sordariomycetes, Hypocreales, Ophiocordycipitaceae. Gene Ontology annotation, biological process: box C/D sno(s)RNA 3'-end processing; rRNA methylation. The transcript has 4 exons.